UGUCCAUUGUGCGGUAAAAGUCAUAUGAUAAAUCAGUGAUCGUCUGUUUUUUUUUAAAAAAAAAACUUAACUGGCCAGCUGGCUAAUAGGUUUUCCUUUGGAAAUAAUGAUUGUCCUUAUUCUUUCAUUGUUUAUAUUGCCUUGGUCAUCUGCUAACCAGUUGAAUUCAAGACCAAGUGUGGUGUUUUUAGGCGAUGGUGACUGGAACGAUAAUGCACUCGUAUUUCGCUCUGCUAGUAGUGUUUUGUACUGGUGUGUAACAGCCCAUAAAAAGGCAGCUUCACUUGAUCAAGAAAAGGGUUCAUGGAACAAAAUAAUUCUACCUGAAGGAACAGAUGUGUAUUCGAAUCCUAUAAGUCUUCGCCAAUCUGGUAAUGUUACCUUUUUGCUCUUUCAAUCAACUAAUGGUCAAGUCUUUGCAAAUCGAAUAUUGCCAGGACCACAGUUUGGUAAAUGGGUACAAGUUGGUGGAAACUUACCUUAUGAUGAAGGAAGUACAGUCAGAGGCUUGGAUAGUGUAUCUCUGCAGAAUGUUAGUGAAAAGUUGUAUGUUGUGGCAAGAUCUUACACAAAUGCGUCCCAUUUAUAUUGGUCUAGCCUAAACAAGGAAAAUUUAGUGUCAUCAAGUUGGCAGAUGAUUGGUGGCAGUUCUGCCAAGUUAUUGACUGAUGCGGCCAUUGUAUACAAUGACUUUACGAAGUUGUUAGAGGCAUUUAUGGUUUCAACAAAUGGUUUUUUAUAUCGAUCUUGGCAGACAAGUUCAGUGAAAUGGUCAGCAUGGGACAAGACUGGUUAUAGUGCACCGAAGACUUCCCAUGCCCCUGUUGUACACCAAAUGGAUACUAACAUUUUUAAUGGUAGAUUGAAUGUUUUUAUUCAUGGCGAUGAAGGUAAGCUUCAUCAUAUCUGGCAGACAACAUGUGACAAGGUGCCGAACCCAUGGGGUUGGUGUACAUGGAGUACGUGGAACACAAUUGGAAAUGAUGUGCCAGCUACUGACAGUAAGAUUGCAAAUACCAUUAGCAUUGGUAAUAACAUACAUCUUGGCAUCGAGGUUUUCGUGGUUGACACAAAGGGAGUCCUCUACAAAAUGUGGCAAAGCAAACGUCAUGGAUCUUGGAGCACAUGGCAGUUGGUGGAAGGCACAACAGGUUAUCAAAUUGCUUCCCUUCCUGCUAUUGUUAAUGAUGGAACUGGAUGGUGGUCUGCUUAUUGUCUGGAUAGUUCAAGUGACGUUCUAAUCGUCCGUCAAAAUCGUUCUUUCACAGUUUCACCGUCAAUUCUGUCGUCAUCGGAAAAGCCAGUCUUAGUGAAAUGGAAUAUGCCGGUGGACGAAGCAUCGAGCACUGAUUGGAUAGGUGUCUACCCUCACAGUGCAAGCAACCAUAUGUAUGUGGAUUACAUGUACGUUGGAGGGACGCAGAAUCCAACCUCAGAAGUGCUACCUUCUGGAAAUGUCACUUUUACGACUUUCCUCCCGCAAGGAAAUUAUGAUGUGCGCUACUUGGUAAACAAGCGUUAUGUUGCAGCCAUUGGAACGACAAUGAUAAUUUCUAAAGGAUCCACUGAGCCAGAAUGGGUCCAAGUUUUCCGAGGAAUUUUUAGUGGUUUGGGCAUCAAAGAUUUAGAUAUUAAAUCCUGUGUGAAAGACGCAGAAGAUAUUCCGCUGGCUUUUAAAGCCGCAUUUGUAGCGUUUGAAGACCGUGCGAUAUUUCGAGGGCUGCAAGAACUGGGCGGGGCACUUGGUGACGUCAUGAAAGCUGUAAAGGAUUGCAACCUGGAGAAAGAAUUCGUUCGUCGUAUUGAAGUGUUUGUUAAAGACUUGGUUAGUUGUGCUUCAGCCAGUCAGUGUUCUCAUUUUCUGGUUGAUGUCGGCAAAGAGAUUUUGGUUCUAUAUGAAAAUAUUUACGAAAUUUACGGCGAUAUAUAUGCAGCAUCAAACAGCUUUAAGAUCGACGCUUUCGUACAAGGUGGAGUGAACGUUGGUAGAGUCAUAAAUGCAUGUAUUGCAUUGCCUCGAUAAUACAAAUAAUUUAUGCAAAAUGUCAGUUGUGUCAUUUCGGAUCGUCUGUCUUAAUCUCUUAUUUUUUUCUUGUCUUAGGAAUUGCAAACACGUGAUUAGCAAGUCUGUACAAAUAAAUGUAAAUAAUUUUUUUUAUAGCAUGGCAGAAAUAUUUUUUGGUACACCUUUAUGUUUUAAUACAAUAUAAAAGUUAAUAUAACAAUGA
Molecule: messenger RNA, 2228 nt
Organism: Hydractinia symbiolongicarpus
Lineage: Eukaryota; Metazoa; Cnidaria; Hydrozoa; Anthoathecata; Hydractiniidae
Exons: 10
Coding region: 107-2023 (638 amino acids)
Source: RefSeq, a predicted model, not a curated record